This is a messenger RNA of Capronia epimyces CBS 606.96, 534 nucleotides long. RefSeq lists its product as uncharacterized. NCBI's taxonomy places the organism in Eukaryota, Fungi, Ascomycota, Eurotiomycetes, Chaetothyriales, Herpotrichiellaceae. The transcript has 2 exons. Bases 1 to 534 code for a protein of 177 amino acids. The record is from RefSeq and is a predicted model, not a curated record.
AUGGUGCGCCGCCGCCACGCUUUGGUUGAUCCCGAUGAUUCGGAUGAUGAUUGCGGCCCGGGACCUAUGUCGCCCAACACCAAGAAGAAGGAGGAUCAAAAGAGAAUCAUGGGUGAGGACCUCGGGCAGGCCACUGUAGACCACAUCACAACCAGUGACUAUGGCUCACGACGAGUACCAAACGUUCGUAUUGUCCCUAAAUCUGAUCGUCAAGGCACAGAAGAAGCAAAGAUUGCUAGCGAGCAUGCAGCAAAAACAAACUCGUGGCGCAGUAAGAGGUCUAUCUUAACAUCAAGCUCUCGGAUCACUGACAAAGCUCUAGCAUGGGGCGACACGGAUGAAGCGAAGGCUACUUCUGCUGGGUGGGAAGCUCUUGCUGGCGGCGCAGAUGGAAACAGUCAUCGAUAUCGAGCACAGCAGGAAAGAUUGGAUCGAGAGCGAGACCUUGGGCGUCAACUUGACUUGAAGGACACAUAUGAUGACAGACCACUACGUACGGGCGCCGGUCGUGGCCACGGACCUGCCACUGGGUAA